Mytilus trossulus (common blue mussel) is the source of this 2793-nucleotide messenger RNA. RefSeq lists its product as uncharacterized. The transcript is spliced from 3 exons. NCBI's taxonomy places the organism in Eukaryota, Metazoa, Mollusca, Bivalvia, Mytilida, Mytilidae. The record is from RefSeq and is a predicted model, not a curated record. The coding region runs from base 97 to 1050 and encodes 317 amino acids.
UCUGGUUUUCAGUACCCGUAUGUUCUGUCACAGUCAUCACACGGCUAAUCAAGAGAAUACAAAGUAUGUAGAAAACCAACACUUAUAGGAGUGAAAAUGAAUACGUUAUCUGCUGUGCUUUGGACAGUAUUUGUUCAGCAAAGCAUUUCUUUUAUACUUGCUGAGCCAAUUCACCCAAAUUUAGGAUGGGCAGGAAGACGACUUUUAAAUUCCACUAUAGAACCAGAAAAGUCCAUUUUUGACAAAAUAAAAGAAUUCUACGAUGACCCUAACAAUCUUGCUAUGUGGGGUGUACUUCCCCUUAUCGUGCUGGUUUAUGGAGGAUUUUGUGUAAUUUACUGCGUCUGUAAGGGAUAUGAUGAUUGUAAAAAGAAGAAAAACAAGAAGGCUAAAAAGAAAAGACUACUUGAUGAUGAAGACGACGAACUUAUUACAGCUAACAGCAGUGGCGAACAUAACAAUAACUUCAAUGAUACGAAAUACGAAAAUACUGGAAGAAGUGCAACACGUGCUGCAAUGGCAGCUACAUUUGCUGCUAAGAACCAGAGUAACCAAGCUCAAGGCAGAAAACACGCGACUUCUACUUCGGAUGUCAAACUUGCAGUAGAAAGAGAAAAUAGCACUCCGUUACCAUGGGCAAUACCUGACGAGGAUUCCCUGUAUCCCACAAAAGAUAAAGGACACCCACCUCCACCACCAGCCCCGGCACAGGAACAGAAAUUAAACCUAAAGCCACUCUCGAUCAAUCAACCGACUGACAAGCAGCCGUACAAAGCACCAAACCGGAAACCACAUCCUGACAUGCACAUGCCACCAAGUCCACCACCCCCUUACGAUUUUGGACGCCGAGACUCAGUCGAAGAAAUUUCUAUGAAUCCUCGAAAGAUCCACGCAGUGUCUAACAGAGCCAAUGACCCGAGAAAAGCAAUGAAUGCUAUGGAGCAAUAUGCUUUGGCACGGCAAGCCGCUCAGUUGUUACGUGUUGACAAUGGCCAACCGGGCCAGCCAGGAUACAAAAAACCUAAACGUUUAGUUUUUGUUGCUGAAUAACUUUUUCUUGACUUUAUUCUUUAAUGCUGCUGAAACAAGAUACUGAAACGAAUUAUCUUAUGAUCUUUCUUUAAAAAAAGUCAACAACAACUUUUCACGAGAAUUGGCAGUAACUGAUUACAGAGAGUUGAAACUGAAUUAAGAUUUAACAGAUAAAUUAAAUGUAAAUGUUAUUUACCUUAUUUUCUGGAUGAAAUUUGUAAUCUAAUUCGUCCAUUUGUAAUAUAUAAAAUACAAAGAAACGAUAUACAUUUAUACAUUCGAAAGAAAGGGUAUUUCAAAAUAGACGAAAAUAAAUUAGAUUGUUGAUAUCAUUGCAGAAAUGCUAUGAUCUGUUUACUGCUACAUAUACAUCCAUGUACUUUUUAGAUAUUGUUCUCUCUUUAGUAGAUCUAAUACCCUGUUCAUUUUAUUUUAAUCCUGAAGAUGUCACCAAUAAAUGUUAAAUUGUUAGCAACGUUAAAGUUGUUCUACCCUAGACCAUAUAAAUUGCCUUAAUCGUAUUCGACACAAUUUUUUUGAAUAUUUCGUUUUCAAUUCGUUUAAACUUUGUGUAUUUGAUUCGAAUCAUCCUUAAUAAGUGUAGUAGGCAACAACAAAAAAGCAAUGUUGAUAUUGAAAAAAAGCUAUUAUCAUGCAAAGAAUGCAUUCAAGUCCAUUCAACCAGCAGAAAUUUUGACGAACACAACAUGAUUGUGUGUCUGCUUUGUUGAAUGGGAAAACAAAAAAAGGGGUAAUUUAACUGACAAAUGAUAACUGUCUCGGAUUUAAAGCGGGGUAGAUUGUAUAUUGUGAACAUUGCAUACAUGUAGAUACAUUGAAGUGAAUGUUUUCUAGAGACUGCUUUUAUAAAUGCUAUGUUGUUUGGUAUUCGUAUCAAAAGUGCUACUUUGCUAUAGAAAUAUUUUUUUUAUGAUUUUUUUUUAAUAUUAUAGACAGAAGGUUAUCUUUGUGGCUAUACAUCGCAAAGUUAUUUUAAUGUUAUAAAAAAUGAAUUGUUUUCCCCCUCUCUAUUACAUUAGUUUAUACUUCUGUUUUUAUUUUAAAUCAUGUAAUAAUAUCUGAAAUUUAUUUUUAAGAGGUAACUAAUUAAUUUUCCAUUUUACCACUACUGACUUUAAUUUUUCGCAACUUGACCCGAUGUGACUCUGGAAUCAUUUUUCAUUUGUUACAUCAAAUAUUUCCUAUUUUGACCGAAAUAAUUGGGAACAAACUUAAAUUCACGUUAUAUUUUUCCAAAAAAAUAUCUUUAAUCUGCCGCAUGCUAAUCUUAAUCUCUGAUUUGCGCAAAGUUGUUAAUAAUAAUUAUGUUUUAUUGUAAAUUGUAUUUUUAAAUAUUAUUCAAUGCAUAUUGUUAUAUUGAUAGAUUAGUAUUUAAUAUUUAUUCCGUCCUGUUACAUUGUUAUCAUAUUGUUAUUUCACAGACUUUUUUAUUUACGUUCCUAUGUAGUUUGUGUGCCGGUCAUGUAGCGUACUCUCGGUACCAAACGGAAUACAAAUUCGUUAUUUCUAUCAGUUUCUGAAUCUCGAGCAAAUAAUUGUUAUAUUCCGAGACAGUGUAAUGCCAUUCCUUUUUUUUUAUAUGGCAACCAUGUUAUUUGCGCAGUAAAAUUGUAUUGACUGGUAUAUAUGUAUACAUUUGUUUUCGUGCCUUAAAUUGUUGGUUUCAGAAUAAUAAUAUUAUUUUAGGACGUGAUGAAGCAAUAAUCCGCCAGAUUUAACAUCUUCCGCUUCAGUUCAAAA